Messenger RNA from Daktulosphaira vitifoliae (grape phylloxera), 1394 nucleotides. Its product is annotated as zinc finger protein 334-like. Lineage: Eukaryota; Metazoa; Arthropoda; Insecta; Hemiptera; Phylloxeridae. The coding region runs from base 16 to 693 and encodes 225 amino acids. The transcript is spliced from 7 exons. Gene Ontology annotation, molecular function: metal ion binding. The record is from RefSeq and is a predicted model, not a curated record.
CAUUUCAUUAUAGAUAUGAAAUUAAAUAAAGUUAGUUGCAACGAAUGUAAGUACAUCGAUACUCUAGAAAAAUUGUUUGACUGCAAACAUGAGUUUUGUAAGCGCUGUAUAGAUGAUAUCAGAAGAAGUACUUAUAAAGGUGAAGCAUAUAAGUGUAAACAAGAUUUGUGUAUGUCAGGAUUACCCAAAGGGAUUUGCCUAAAUUGUCAUAAAGAGAUGCCAGUAGAUAAAAUGUUUGAAUGCCAACAUACAUUUUGCGAAGACUGUAUAAAGUAUUUGAAAAAAGAAAAAACUUAUUAUUGUCCAAUUGACAACUGUAAUACAAAAGUACUCCUAGAGAUAUGCGACAAAUGUAAAUUCAUCAAUUCAGUAGAAAAAUGUUUUGACUGCGAACAUUGGUUUUGUAAUAGCUGUAGAAUAGAAAUAAAACAAGAUGCUUAUACGUCGAAAAUCAAUCAUUGUACCAUACAAAACUGUAAAUCACAACUACCCAAAGGGAAUUGCCUAAAAUGUAAUAAAGAGAAGCCAUUAGAUAAUUUGUUUGAAUGCCAACAUAAGUUUUGUGAAGACUGUAUAAAGUUUUAUGUAGAAGAAAAUAUUCAUAAUUGUCCAAUUGACAACUGUAAUACAAAAGUAAUCUUUGGUAAUAAUCUAUUUUAUAAUUAUUAUAAUAUUCUAUAUUUUGUAUUAUAACAAUCAGCUAAAUGAAAUCAUAGUAUCUCGUGUUAAAAUUAUCUAGAUUUUGGUUUUUAAAAUUCAUACCCAUUUUUAUGUCAUGUUAAUUUAUUCCUGCAACUCAUAAAUUAUUUAUAAGAAUGUUUACAUAAAAUAUAUUUUCACCAUAUUGUAUGUAACUAAAUAGAAACCUGAUUAGAAUGGAGGAGAAAGGAGACAUUUUUAGAUAAUAACCAAUGAAUUAAAAAGUGUAAUUAAUCUAAACUAUUUUCUAUACAGAGUGGUUUAUUAAGUCUAAUAACCUCCAUUAUUUUGUUUUAUAUUGGUUUUUUCACACUACAAUAUUAGUAUGAAAAAAUAAAAAAAAAUAUGUAUGAUAUACAUAUAUAUAUAUUUUUAAUAUUAUUUUAGUGAAUACUUUAAUACAAUGUAAAAUUUUAAUCACUUAAUACAACCAUGAAUUAUUUUUUUAAAAAUAAUCAUCAAAAUAUGUUUUCAUUUCAUUAUAGAUAUGAAAUUAAAAAAAUGUGGUGGCUGUAACAAAAAUGUUUUAAAUACGAGCUUUUUUCUUUCUGGUAGCGGAAUGGAUUAUUGUAAAGGUUGUAUAGAAUUUAUACAAGAAAAUAAUUACUGGAGAUACUAAAACCAAUUAUAGUUUUAAUAAUUAACAUAAAUUGACUUAUCAAUAUUGAAAUAUUAACGAUUUAAUAAUAAAUUGA